Molecule: messenger RNA, 5386 nt
Organism: Phymastichus coffea
Lineage: Eukaryota; Metazoa; Arthropoda; Insecta; Hymenoptera; Eulophidae
Product: facilitated trehalose transporter Tret1-like
Exons: 10
Coding region: 323-1939 (538 amino acids)
Biological process (GO): transmembrane transport
Cellular component (GO): membrane
Molecular function (GO): transmembrane transporter activity
Source: RefSeq, a predicted model, not a curated record
AUCGGACUGGUGACCUUAGGACCGAUGCCAAAAGCCGCGAGCGACAGAUGCUAGUCGAGGAAGAGGAAGCCAGAGGGGCGCUCGCACCGUCUCACGCUCUCUGCGAAAGUAUGCCAGAAAGAGGCUGGUUUUCCGGAUAGCGGCUACUGCGCUCCCCCUUGACUCGUCUGCGAGCCCGACACCGCGUGCGAAUGGAUUUUCAGGCAGGAAAAACAAUGGGUGACCAAAGGACAUUUUUACGAAGCUGACAAGGUUACGGACUAACCGAUAGAGUUAACUAGUUUUAUUUUAGGCAGUGAAAGUAUUUUUGUUGAACUACAAUAUGGAUCCUUAUUGUUUAAGUGUCGAGCGCGAAGCAUCCAAGAAUAUCGAAGAAAACGAACGGGAGUGCUUCAAAGAUGCAAUCGUGUCAAGUCGGAGUCUUAACAAAGGUUACGUCGAGCCCAUGCGACUCAAGACUGCAAUUCCAGAAAUUGCCGCUUGUAUCAUCGCCGCGUCGUUCCACGUUGGCAUUGGUAUUAUGAUGGCCUACUCGGCUAUCCUCGUUCCUGCUCUCGAAGCAGCCGACGCCGACAUCAAGGCGGACAAAUCCCAGACCUCCUGGAUGGCGAGCAUAGUGGUGAUCUCGACACCGGUUGGCGCGCUCAUGGGCAGCUUCCUGAUGGAGGCGUUCGGCCGGCUGCGAACGCUGCAGAUCGGCGCGCUGCCGUACGUCCUUGGAUGGAUAUUGAUAGCCAUGUCGGACUCGGUGACCAUGAUCCUGAUCGGCCGACUCCUGUCCGGUUUGGCCACAGCUCUGGCUGCGUCCCCAGCGGUGGUCUACAUCACGGAAGUGGCGCGGCCCGAGCUUCGCGGCUCGCUGGUGUCGCUGGGGCCGACGCUGGCGUCCCUGGGGAUACUGCUGGUGUACCUGAUGGGCUGGCUGCUGCACUGGCGCACCGUGGCUUGGGUCUCGAUAGCGUACGUCGUGCUGCCGGUCUUCCUCAUCCAGUUCGUCGUGCCGGAGUCUCCCGUCUGGCUGGUGUCCAAGGCUCGGCUGGAGCAGGCCCGCGCGUCCAUCGACUGGCUGCACAGGUGCCAGCCGGAAGUGGGCAAGGCGUCGGCCUUCGCGAGCAUCUGCAAGGAGAACGCGAUCAGAUCGAGCGAGCAGCGGCGCAGCCACCGCAGCGGCGCGCUCGGCAAGCUGCGAGCCUUCCUCAGGCCCACCGGCUGGAAGCCCAUGCUCAUACUCUUCCUGCUGUUCGCCUUCCAACAGUUCAGCGGCAUCUACAUCACGCUGUUCUACGCCGUCACGUGGUUCACGGAGAUCGACGCCGGCUUCAACCCCUACUUGGCUUCGGUCCUCGUCGGCGUCACUCGCUUCCUCUGCUCGAUGGUCAAUACCUGGCUGCUGCGGCGCUUCAAACGCCGAGUCCUCUGCAUCGUCUCCUCCAUCGGUAUGGCUGCCUGCAUGAGCGUCUCCGGCUACUUCACCAUGCGAAUUCUCCUGUACGACGAUCGAAGCGCAACCUGGGUGCCAGUGCUCUGUCUGCUGCUGUACGUCUGCGCCUCGAUGGUGGGCCUACUCACGAUACCCUGGACCAUGACAGCCGAGCUCUUCCCAACGGAGAUCCGCGAGCUGGCCCACGCCAUCAGCUACUCCAUCGCCAACAUUCUCAUGUUCACGGCCGUUCAGAGCUACAGGCAAUUGGUUUGGCUGGUGGGUGGUUCGCACGCGAUCCAGUGGUUCUUCGCCGGAGUCUCGAUCGGCGCCGCCGUCUACGUCUGGCUGCUGUUGCCCGAAACCCACGACAAGAAGCUUUCCGAGAUCGAGGACUACUUCCACGGCAAUCUGCUGGCGUGUGGCGCCGAGGAAAGGGCCAAGAGACUCAGUCAGCGGAAAGCCCAAGCGGCUCUUCUACACUCGCCCGACCAAUACAAAGCCGGCCAGAUUGCUUGAAAGCUCGUUUCCUAUUCUAUAUUACUCGAGCGAGCCUUGCGCUCUUUUUGCUUUCUCGUUUUAUCGUCGUUGAUACCCGCGUGUAUAUAUAUAUAUAUAUAUAUAUAUAUAUAUAUAUAGUCGAAGCCAUGUGUGCACGUACACUUUGCUACAGCUACUUUGUUGUCUGCUUCGUCGCCUCAGUUCCAAGCACCGAUUUCGCUCGACUGUCGAACGAUUUUCACGCUUGCGCUUGAAAUGGAAGGCAACAUUUCCUACGGGUAUUUCGUUUAAUGAAUCGAUCGGCGCGAUGUUCUUAAGUGCUCGCAUAUAAGAAUUCUAUCAACGAUCUCCAAGUGUACAAGCAUUCUGUGUAAAUUGUUGACCGUUCGUGGGUUUUACAGUCGACCGCUUAUUAGAAUGCAAAAUAUCGAUGACCGGUAGAUUGCCGUGUCAUUGUAUCAUUGCCUCAUUCAUUACUGAUGUGUUAUUAAAAGAUGCGCUUUAUGCUGUUGACCCGGAAGCUCGAGAACAGCUAAGCUGAGUGUCAUAAUUUGGUAAGAUGAAGUGUUACUUGAAAACGUCAAGAUUAGGUAGGCAAUUAAUCAGUAGUGCAAUAAAAGAUAACGAGUUUUUAUCAAUUUUUACGUGGUUUCUAUAAGGAAAUGAAUGUUUUGUCCUCGUGUAGGCCAGCCUAGUAAAUGAUUAAGGAGAAGCGGCUCAGUCAGGAGGCACAAUGGAACAGCUUGUUGUUUUAGCAAGAGUACAGCGGCGAGGUGACUUUCAUCGUGCUCGAGGACUCGAUUGUUGCCGAUCAAGUAUAUCGCUGAGAUCUCUUUAUUAUUUCGUCGUGAGAUUAUCCGACACGACCAAUCUGUCUGUUCGUACGUUUUCUUUGGAUAGCGCAUUCAAUUCCUUUUGCAGAUGUACGCGUACCGAAAAUCAAAUAUUUUUCCAAUCGACUUGGAUUUGUAGAUUUUUACAAUUUUAUUGUCUUUCGCCAGUUCAGUUUUUACGCAAUAAGACAUUUUGCAAACAAUAUGUGAAAUUGAAUAUAUUAUUGGAUAAUAAAGCUACCAGCGUUCGAUUAUCUUUUCACGCGAACACCUCCUCUCCACACUGGCUCGUGUACGACGGAAAAGGAUUUCUUUUUUCUACCUGCACGAGCUACUCAAUAUCAAGUUUGAACGUAGGUAUUUGGCGUCCAUUUUCUGCUGACAUAUGCAAUGCAGAAUGACUGUACUUCUAUUUCUAGCUAAAGAAUCGGCGAAAUAUGGUUGACUCGUUAAGAAAACAGAGGAAAAAUCAUACUCGUUAAGAAGAAAAUUCAAUGAGUAAUUUAGUCCGAUAAAAAUAAACAGUUGCCGUGUAAUGGUGCCAAGCGUAUAAAUCAUGUUGAUAAACGCGUCGCUGGUAUACCGCAACGCGUAUAACGAGUGGCUGAUUACGAAUCGAACCUGAUGCACCGUCGAUUAUCGAGGCUUAUGCGAGGAAAAAGUCUUUUUUCGCACGGGAUGGAGAAAUUUUUUGUCUUCGAGAGGUCGGCUGCAUGCAAAUCAAACAAUAUCUUUGACUCUACAUAUAUGGCCAUAUGACCUCGCGACUUGAUUAAUCACGAAUAUAGAUUUCGAAAUCGUGUGCAGCAUCGAAUUGCGCUCUGAAAAAAAGGAUCUUUCGUAAGCUUACUAGAGGAAACCUAUUAUAACGGAUAAAUUAAACAGUUGUAAUUUUGUUAUUGAUUCGCGAUCGCAUUUAGAUUUACCUAUAAUUUUAACGAUAUUUGUUGGCCUAUUACUUACAAUAGAAUUAUCAUAUGGGUUACGAAACGUACAGCUAUUUUGUGGUAGCAGCGAUGCCUACGUCUCUUUUGAACUGCUGCCUGUUACUUUAUAUUUUUUAAUUUUUUUUUAUUUAAAAAAUCACGCAAUAGAAAAAAUAUAAUAUAUCAUUUUAUAAAUUAAAUAAGAGAUCAUUCGAUUUUUUCUAUGAAAUAGCAAUGAAAAUUAGUAUAGAACAUUUGAUUGAAUAUUUAAAAAAAUUCUUGAAUGUUCAGCAACUAAAGGUGCCGAAACAUUGUGGAAACAGUUCCUGCGGUAUUCAGAAAUUUAGCAAACAAUUAAUUUUUUGAAAUAUUCCAGAUAUAUUUAUUGUCUGAUUAAAGCUACAGAAAUAAUUCUUAAAAAUUACAACAAUUAUUUGGUCUUAAUAAGUUCGUCCUAAAAUUCAAUAAAAUAUUUCUGAAAAAGUUGCUGCCAUUAUUUCUUUAAAUAAUUUAGAUAGUUUUUAACAGCGACUGUUCAUAAAAAAUUUCUAUAGCUUGAAUUGCACGGAUAGAUAAACGUUUUUCAAAUUAAAUUACAUUCAAUACAUUUCAUUCGCAAGGCCCCAUCAAAGAAAUUUAUAUUUUAAUAGUGAAAGCAACAAAAAAUAUGACGGUCUUUUUGAACUCAAUCAUCUUAUCCUGUUGGAAAUAAUUUAUGCAUAAUUUAUAUAAUAAUAGAAAUCAUCAGUUAGUAACAUUCACUAACAGUUAUUUACAAUUUAUAACCGUUUAUAAACUUCAGAUUUUGGACACGUAUAACAAUUAUAAAGAGUUAUUUUCGUUUAAAAAACUGUCAUUAUUAAAUAACCACAUUUCUUCAGUCACUAACGCAUAUUUGCAUUUUUAUUCGCUAAACCAAAUUUAUUUUGAGAAAUAAUAGAUUCAAAUAACUAUAAAUAACUGCAAAUAACAGUUAUCACCAAUUACCUAAUGGAAUAAAAAAUUAGUAGUUAUUAUUUGCAGUUAAUUGUAACUAUUAAUUUGCCAAUAUCAGACACGAAAAAAAUAAUUAUAGGAGAAGAAAAUUAAGUGAUAAUAAUAUUAUAUGUUUAAAAUAAUUUUUUAUUAUUACGUAUGGUGAUAACGUAUGGUAAUUAUUUACAUUUUUGAACUUGAUAUAAAAACUGUUCAUAACUGCUAUUAAUAGCAAAUUUUUUUAUAAUAAAAAGAUGCGUUUCCAAAAUUGUUUAUAACUGUUAAUAACUAUAUAUAAUUAUUAUUAGCACAUAAAACUGUUAGUAACUAUUAUACGUGUCUAAAAUCUGACAUUUAUAAACUAUUUUAAGAUAAAAAUAAUUACGUGCAACAGUUUUACGUAAAAAUUAUUUCCAAUAGAGUAUGAUUAUGACAAAGAUAGCGAUAUAAAAUAGCAUCCGAUCUGCCGAACUUUAUAUUCUUAUGCUAUCUCAAUUAAAAUAUGUAUUUGCACAGUCGUUUACACUCAGCUCAAUUCCGAAAGCCACACGUAUAGUUUUUACAGAGUGCGCUUUCGUUCAUCUCAGCCACCAUGGCGGAAAGACAAACUCGGUACUUUUGAUUCUAAGAAAUAUGUAAAAAAUUUGCGGCAACAUAUACCCAUUUACUUAUAUGUAUUGUUAUAUGCGUACAUAAUAUAAAUUAUGCUCAUUGAUAUAUGUAUUGAACGA